UCUGCUCUUUGUUUUUUACGAAGUACUACUGUAACAACACAUCGAAGUUGCAGAUGAAGUCGGUUACUUGCGAUGAAAAACAGUGAAUCAUUUUCUUUCUAUAAUUUUGGAGGUAACCAACCAAAAGACCAGGCCAUUUUUGUGCUUCUGCUACAUCUGGGUUCUCUCCCUUCCUCUCUCUUUCAAGUCUUAACCAGGCUGUCUCUCGUUCCUAACCUCUGAACUCUCUCUUCCUUCCAAAGUGAUUUUGUUACUAGUCUGCAGUCUUUGAAGACUCUUCCGCAAGUGCAGAUGUGCCGGUUGGGUUAUUGGCUGUGAGGAUUUGAUACAGAGAUUUCAAACUUGUUUGGAGGAAUGAUUCUAUCAGCUCUUAUAACUUCUGUUGGAAUCAAUCUUGGCCUUUGCCUUUUGUUUUUCACUCUGUAUUCUAUCUUGAGGAAGCAGCCAGGUAACAUCACUGUCUAUGCACCGCGCUUGGUUGCUGAAGGUAAAGCUCAACAGGGAGGUCAAUUCAACUUGGAAAGUUUGUUACCGACUGCUGGUUGGAUCAGAAAGGCAUGGCAACUCUCCGAGGAUGAAAUCUUGUCGGUAUUGGGCUUGGAUGCCGUGGUCUUUAUGCGUAUUUUUAUCUUCAGUUUGAGAGUUUUUACCUUUGCCGGGGUUGUUGGGAUCUUCAUUCUUCUUCCGGUCAAUUAUCUGGGAAAUCAGCUAAAUGUUGAUAUUUCUGAUUUUUCUCACUUUUCAAACAAGUCGCUGGACUCAUUCAGUAUUUCAAACGUCAACAAUGGUUCAAACUGGUUAUGGAUUCACUUUUGUGCUGCAUAUGUUUUCACUGGAGUUGUCUGCUAUCUUCUUUAUUAUGAGUACGAAUAUAUUUCAUCAAAGAGAAUCGCUUACUUUUAUUCAUCCAAACCUCAGCCUCAUCAAUUUUCAAUAUUAGUACGCGGUAUCCCAAUCCCAUCUGGAGGCACCUACAGUGAAACUGUCGACAGCUUCUUUAUAGAGAAUCACUCUUCUACUUAUCUUUCACAUUCAAUGGUUCGUCGAACUAGCAAACUUCAAGGUCUUAUUGGUGAUACAGAGAAGCUGUACAAAAGGCUUUCCCACUUGAAACUGAACAAUCAUACUCCACAAAGGUUCAGGCGUGAUGGCUUUUUGGGAAUUUUUGGACGAAAGGUUGAUCUUGUAGAUCACUAUGAAAAGAAGUUGGAAGAUUUAGAAGAUAAUGUGAGAUUGGAACAAUCUUCAUCAGCAGGAAAGGAAGUCCCUGCUGCAUUUGUGUCAUUCAAAUCACGGCUUGGUGCUGCAGUAGCUUUACACAUUCAACAAGCAGUGAAUCCCACAAAGUGGGUCACUGAGCGAGCUCCUGAACCUCAGGAUGUUUACUGGCCAUUCUUCUCUGAUUCAUUCAUAAAAAGAUGGAUCUGCGUGCUGGUGGUGUUUGUAGCAUGUGUUGCUCUUACAAUUCUAUUUCUUAUUCCAGUCGUACUAGUACAAGGACUUACUCAUCUUGAUCAGUUGGAGACCUGGUUUCCUUUCCUGAAAGGCGUACUGAAACUAACCUUCGUCAGUCAAGUGAUAACAGGAUAUCUUCCCAGUCUCAUUCUUCAGAUGUUCUUAUCUUUUGUGCCACCCAUCAUGAUAAUGUUUUCCUCCAUGCAAGGAUACAUCUCUCUUAGCCAGAUAGAAAAAAGUGCAUGCAUCAAGGUAUUGUGGUUUACCAUAUGGAACAUUUUCUUUGCAAAUGUACUAUCGGGAUCAGCUCUCUACCAGGUCAACGUCUUCCUUGAACCCAAAAAGAUUCCCAGCGUACUAGCUGAAGCUGUACCGGCACAGGCAUCAUUCUUCAUUGCAUAUGUCGUGACAUCUGGUUGGACCAGUCUAUCAUCAGAACUCUGUCGAUUGACUCCCCUUAUAUGCAGUUUUUUCAAGAGAGUGUUUUCAGGAAAAGAUGGUGAUGAAUUUGAGGUUCCAUCAAUUCCUUACCACAGUGGAAUUCCCACGAUUCUCUUCUUUGGGCUUCUUGGUAUAACAUACUUCUUCCUUGCUCCACUAAUUCUGCCAUUUCUCUUGGUUUACUAUUGUAUGGGGUACAUCAUCUACCGCAAUCAGCUAUUGAAUGUAUAUGCACUCCAAUAUGAAACUGGUGGAAAGUUUUGGCCUAUAGUGCACUAUUCAACCAUUUUUUCUUUGGUGCUGAUGCAUAUUAUUGCCAUUGGGAUAUUUGGGCUUAAGAAGGUUCCAUUAGCUUCCAGUUUAACUAUUCCUCUUCCUAUUCUCACACUUCUUUUCAACGAGUACUGCCAGAAACGGUUUCUACCCUUAUUCAAAUCGUUUCCUAUGGAGUGUUUGGUAAAGAAAGACAGAGAGGACGUUAACGAUCCUACCAUGGGUGAAUUUUAUGAGAAAUUAGUCACUGCAUAUAGAGAUCCAGGCCUGAUGUCAUUGCGAUAUUCCAGAUCAAGCACCGAGGGAUACAACUCUCCCCUUCUUCAUGCUGCCCGAGUCUGAAGUGAAAACUUUAAUUGUCUUUUGGCAUCAAAUUAGGGAAGAUGGUGAUCAACUGCUUCUAUCGAGUAAUUCGCUUGUCAAUAUUUGUAGAUCAUGUCAGUUUCUGCAUGACAUUUCGUCUCAGUAGUGAUCAGUACCAUGACUUUAAUAGAUCUGUACGUACGGCAAUAACCUCGGAUGUUUGAGAUAUUAUUAUAUUAAUGUUUUAGGUGCGUGAAUAUAUAUAUGAGGCUGUACGUUGAAACUCA
This is a messenger RNA of Juglans microcarpa x Juglans regia, 2759 nucleotides long. RefSeq names its product CSC1-like protein HYP1. The record is from RefSeq and is a predicted model, not a curated record. Lineage: Eukaryota; Viridiplantae; Streptophyta; Magnoliopsida; Fagales; Juglandaceae. The transcript is spliced from 11 exons. Gene Ontology annotation, molecular function: calcium-activated cation channel activity. Gene Ontology annotation, cellular component: plasma membrane. Bases 355 to 2511 code for a protein of 718 amino acids.